This is a messenger RNA of Salpingoeca rosetta, 2210 nucleotides long. Its product is annotated as oxidoreductase ERO1. The record is from RefSeq and is a predicted model, not a curated record. Gene Ontology annotation, molecular function: FAD binding; thiol oxidase activity; protein-disulfide reductase activity. NCBI's taxonomy places the organism in Eukaryota, Choanoflagellata, Craspedida, Salpingoecidae. Gene Ontology annotation, biological process: protein folding in endoplasmic reticulum. The coding region runs from base 42 to 1943 and encodes 633 amino acids. The transcript is spliced from 2 exons. Gene Ontology annotation, cellular component: endoplasmic reticulum; endoplasmic reticulum membrane.
CGAAGCGUUUUCGUUCAUCACAACAACAACACAACAACAGCAUGGCGACGACGAUGAGGAGGAAGAAGGACGUGCCAGCGCAGACGCAGACGCAGACGCAGCCGCAGCCGCAGCAAGGGGCCGACAAGGUUGCUGGAGCGGGCGCAAGGACACCAAACAGGGCCAGCAGUAGUGGGAGUGGCAAUGGCCGGGCUGUGUGCAUGAUUGCGUUGGUGCUUGUUACAACUGUAAUUGGGGCUGCGGUUGUCUUCUCGUCCGAGAGCACCGGUGCAUCCGUAGCCACGUGGCUGCGGCCCUUCUCCACGAGUUCGCUGCUUCCGCACCCUCCCCAUUCACAACAACAGCAGCAGCAGCAGCAGCGGCAGCAGCAGCGGCAGCACGUGCACACGACUUUGGGUGAAGCUGAGCAACAACAACGACAACGAAAAGAAGAUCAGCAGCCACGGCAACAGCAACAGCAGCAAGAAGAAGAGGAAGAGCCAGCGCAAGCACAAGCACAAGAAACAAAAGGGCGCACCAAGUCACCGACGGCCACGUCUGACACGUGUGACUUUACGUUCACGGACGAGUGCGAGGUGUGCGGUGCUGUGGACGACUGCCUGUGCACGGUGGAGGCUGUGAACGCGUUCAACACGGAGCACUUCUUCCCCAAGCUGCGUGCGCUGGUGGCACGGCCGUUCUUCAAGUUCUUCUACGUCAACCUGCACGGCCCCUGCACCGUGUGGGGCGAUGACGACAGCCUGUGCACGUCGCCCAACUGCGCGGUGCAGGCGUGCGAAGACACGACGCCGUUUACCUCGUUCGAGACGGAGCCGGCGGUGGUGUCGUACGCCAACUACAGCUGCCUGGACCUGAACGCCAUCAACGACACGGUGACGGCGCGGCAGCUGUCUGUGCUGCAAGGGGAGCAGCGCCGCGACAUGCUUGAUCGCAGCAACUUCUGCGUCGCCGACGAGCUUGUGUAUCCACAGGAGGAGAUGCAGUGGGUGAACCUGCUGGACAACCCGGAGCGGUUCACGGGGUACAGCGGCCCCGCGGCGCGGCGCAUCUGGGAUACCGUCUACAGCAGCAACUGCUUCCAGGCGCAGAGCAACCACGACAACUUCUUCCACGACUUGGUCGGUGGCCCGGGUAUGAACGUGGACAUGGAUAUGGACAUGAACGUGGACAUGGAUAUGGACAUGGACAUUGAGGCGGGCGCUGGUGUUGACACGAGCGCGGGUGCGAGUGGCAGUGGCAACAGCCGCUACGAUGUGGACAUGGACUCGCUGUGUCUGGAGGAGCGCUUCUUCUAUCGGCUUCUCUCCGGGGUGCACGCGUCCAUCAGCGUGCAUCUGUCGUACAAGUGGCUGGACCAGCAGACGGGGGAGUUUCGACCGAACAUCACCGAAUUCCGUCGGCGCUUCAGCGACAGCACGACGGGCGGGCAGGGCACGCGCUGGCUGAAGAACCUGUACUUCACCUACCUAACAGUGCUCAAGGCCAUUGUCAAGGCGGAGAACCUGUGGCGGUCGUACCCGUUCCCGUCGGGCGACGCUGCGGAUGACGCGACCACCAAGGCGGCUGUUCUGGAGCUUGUGGACCAAGCCAAGCUGUACUGUGAUAUGGCUGUGGAUGAGGAGGUGUUGUUCCAGACACCAGACCGCAAGGAUGUGCUGGAGGAGAUGCGUGAGCACCUUCGCCAGAUUACCGAGAUUAUGAACUGCGUCGGCUGUCACAAGUGCCGUCUCUGGGGCAAACUACAGACGCGAGGGCUGGCGACGGCGGUGCGCUUGUUGCUGGGGAACAAGAUUAGCUCGGAUCAGGUUGCGUUUGAGCUCGGCCGCAACGACAUUGUGGCGCUGUUCAAUCUGUGGGAGCGGUUGGCCUCCAGCAUCACAUACAUGCACGAGUUUCAGGCCUUUCGACCCACCCAGGAAGACAACUCGCACACCAGCACAUGAUCGGCACAUUGUCCUCCUCGACACACACACACUACACAGCGACACACACACACAUGCACGCCACACAGCGACACACACACACACACACACCACACAGCACCACACAGCACCACACACCCACACCCACACAUACACACACACACACAUACACACACACACACACACACACAGAGCACACAGAGCACACGACACACGACACACAAAACCACACACAACACCACGACACACGACACACAAAACCACACCUGGCAACACCACACUUUUGCC